Messenger RNA from Vidua macroura (Pin-tailed whydah), 1947 nucleotides. It is a transcript of the gene CLCF1, whose product is annotated as cardiotrophin like cytokine factor 1. The coding region runs from base 86 to 772 and encodes 228 amino acids. NCBI's taxonomy places the organism in Eukaryota, Metazoa, Chordata, Aves, Passeriformes, Viduidae. The transcript is spliced from 3 exons. The record is from RefSeq and is a predicted model, not a curated record.
GCAGCGAGCCAGGGCUGAGGCGAGCGGGCGGGCUCGGGGAGCCGAGCAAGAGCCGAGCCCCCCAAAAUCCCCCUGCACCCCGACUAUGCUAAAUGUAACCGGGGAGCUCUCAGGUGACUCUUGGGGGAUCUUCACCUUCCUGUGCGCCGCGCUUUGCAACCUGCCGGCGCUGCCGGCGCUGAACUGCUCCGAGGAGCUGGGCGCCGGCCAGUCCAUCCAACAGACGUACGACCUGACCCGCUACCUGGAGCACCAGCUCCGCACCCUCGCCGGCACCUACCUGAACUACCUGGGGCCCCCCUUCAAUGAGCCCGACUUCAACCCCCCGCGGCUGGCACGUGCCGAGCGGGUGCCCAGCGCCACCGUGGACCUGGACCUGUGGCGGGGCCUGACGGACAACGCCCGCCUGGCCGCCAACUACCGGGCCUACAGCCGCCUGCUCUGCUACCUGCGCGUGCUGGACGGGCAGGUGGGCACGGCCGAGCUGCGCCACCGCCUCGCCCACUUCUGCGCCAGCCUCCAGGGGCUGGUGCUCAGCAUCGGCGGCGUCAUGUCCUCGCUGGGCUACCCGCUGCCCGCCGGCCCCGCCGGGCCACCCGCGCCCCCCGGCGCGCCCGCGGCCCCCAAUGACUUCCUGAAGAAGAUGGAUGAUUUCUGGCUGCUGAAGGAGCUGCAGACCUGGCUCUGGCGCUCGGCCAAGGACUUCAACCGCCUCAAGAAGAAGGUGCCGCCCGCAGUGGUCACCCUGCGGCUGGAGGCGAGGGGGUUCUGAGCACCUGCUGGGCUUCCGAGUCCACAGUGCCACCACGGCCACGCAGGUCCCCUCUUCCACCACCAGUGUGCCUUGAGAAAUGGGGCUCUUGACCCCCAAACCACCCCACAACCUCAUCAUCACCUGGCAGUGCCUUGAAAGAUGGGGCUCCUGACAUCACGUGCCACCACAGCCACCCUGCAGCCCCUCUGUCAUCGUCAUCAUCAUCAUCAUCAUACUGUGCCUUAAGGAACAGGGCUUCUGACCCCAAAUGCCACCACGGCCACCCCAUGUUCCCUGUCUACCACCAGUGUGCUUCGAGAAAUAAGGUUCCUGACACCCAAGUGCCACCACAGACACCUCACAAUCACACUUUAAUCACCGUGCCUUAAGUGAGGGGUUCCAGACCCCAACUGUCACCACCAUAGCCACCUCACGUCCCCUCUGUCACCACACUCUGCUGUAAGGGAUGCGUCUCCUGACCCCAAGUUCCACCAAAGCCACUCCACGUCCUCUCUUCACCAUCAGUGUCCCUUCAAAACUGUCUCCUGACCCUGGAGUGCUGCCAAGGCCACUCCAUAUCCUUAUCAUCACCCAGCUGUGCCUUAAGGGGUGGAGUUCCUCACAGGUGCCACCACAGUCACCCCGCAGCCCCUCUGUCACUAUGUUGUGUCUUAAGGGACAGGUGUCCCGACUUCCAAGUGCCCCUCCAUGGUGCCCCCAACCCCCAGGGUGCCUGUCCCCAUCCCUAAAAUCUCCAGAGUGGGUGCAAACCCCGCCCAUCCCAAAAAGGACCAACGCCCUCUGAGCAUAGGAAUAAACCCCGCCCCAGCCAGCAGCAAGCCCCGCCCUGGAGCAAUAGGCUCCGCCCCAGAUGGCAAUAAGCCCCACCCACUCUCCUGUGUAGCAAGCCCCGCCUCCUCCCUGAAACAGGCCCCACCCCUUUAGCCCAAGUCCCGCCUCCCCCAUGGUUGCCCAUCGAUGGUGGGGCGAGGCCAUGGGGCGCGGCCGCUGUCCCGGUGCGUCUAUGAGUGUUUAUUUAUUGGAGAUGUUUAUUUAUUGGGGUAUUUAUUGCAGAAGAUCUAUUCUUGUAUGAACGAAUAAAAGCCUUUCUCCAGCCCCCUGCCCCGCCCGUGCCGCACCCAGGUGGGGACCGGGGAGAACGGCUCCGUGUGGAAUUUGGGAUGUUCCCAUCG